Molecule: messenger RNA, 2888 nt
Organism: Phasianus colchicus (ring-necked pheasant)
Lineage: Eukaryota; Metazoa; Chordata; Aves; Galliformes; Phasianidae
Source: RefSeq, a predicted model, not a curated record
GCCAAUGGGCGGCGGGGAUCCGCCGGCGCGGCUCGGGGGCCCCUGGAGGAGGAGGAGAGGAAAAACCACGGGAUUGAGCUCUGUCAGUGGCGUUCGCUGCUUCCGAGGGGGAAGUGCCGGGGAAUAAUUAAUGUUUUUAUUAAAUUUGGAGGGAAUUUUUUUGCAGCCGAUCGCCGCGCGUGGCCUUCAGGUGGGUCUUCCCCGCAACUUUGUCCGGCGCCCUGGAGGAUUGCGUGGUGGCGGGGGGUGGCCAGAACGAUCCCCGAGGAGAAGGCGGCGGGGCUGAUUGGAGUCCAGAUCCCGAGGAAAUCUCCAGAUCCAAUGCCCAGUAAAUAAAACACUGAGCUCAGACUCGUGGAAGAGCCACAGGAUGGAUGGAUUUUAUGACCAGCAAGUGCCUUACAUGGUCACCAAUAAUCCGCGUGGGAGAAACUGUAAUGAGAGACCGACAAAUGUCAGGAAAAGAAAAUUCAUUAACAGAGACCUGGCUCAUGAUUCAGAAGAACUCUUUCAAGAUCUGAGCCAAUUACAGGAGACAUGGCUUGCAGAAGCUCAGGUACCUGACAAUGACGAGCAGUUUGUGCCAGACUAUCAGGCUGAAAGUUUGGCUUUUCAUGGUCUCCCUGUGAAAAUCAAGAAGGAACCCCAUAGCCCAUGUUCAGAACUUGGCUCUGCUUGCAGUCAAGAGCAACCAUUCAAGUUCAGUUAUGGGGAAAAGUGCCUGUACAAUGUCAGUGCCUAUGAUCAGAAGCCACAAGUGGGAAUGAGGCCCUCCAACCCACCAACUCCAUCCAGCACACCUGUGUCACCACUGCACCAUGCCUCCCCAAACUCAGCUCAGACUCCUAAACCUGACCGGGUUUUCCCUGCCCAUCUCCCUCCAUCCCAGUCCAUUCAAGACAACAGCUUCCCUAUGGACCACAGAUUUCGCCGCCAGCUCUCUGAACCUUGCAAUUCUUUUCCACCUUUGCCUGCAAUGCCGAGGGAAGGACGUCCAAUAUAUCAGCGGCAGAUGUCUGAGCCUAACAUCCCCUUCCCGCCUCAAGGUUUUAAGCAGGAAUAUCACGAUCCAGUUUAUGAACACAACGCUAUGGUUGGCAGUGCAGCCAGUCAAAAUUUCCCCCCUCCUCUGAUGAUUAAACAGGAACCUAGAGAUUUUGCAUAUGAUUCAGAAGUGCCUAGCUGCCAUUCCAUUUACAUGAGGCAAGAAGGCUUCCUGGCUCACCCAAACAGAACAGAAGGUUGUAUGUAUGAAAAGGGACCUAGGCAGUUUUAUGAUGAUACUUGCGUUGUUCCAGAGAAGUUUGACGGUGAUGUCAAACAGGAACCAGGCAUGUAUCGUGAGGGACCCACGUAUCAACGGCGAGGCUCACUUCAGCUGUGGCAGUUCUUGGUAGCUCUUCUCGAUGACCCAUCAAACUCCCACUUUAUAGCAUGGACUGGCCGAGGCAUGGAAUUCAAGCUGAUUGAGCCGGAGGAGGUGGCACGUCGCUGGGGGAUUCAGAAAAAUAGGCCAGCUAUGAACUAUGAUAAACUUAGCCGAUCACUUCGCUAUUAUUAUGAAAAAGGAAUCAUGCAAAAGGUUGCUGGAGAAAGAUACGUCUACAAGUUUGUUUGUGACCCUGAAGCGCUUUUCUCCAUGGCCUUUCCAGACAACCAGCGCCCCUUACUGAAGACUGACAUGGAGCGCCACAUCAAUGAGGAGGACACUGUUCCCCUGUCCCAUUUUGAUGAGAGCAUGGUCUACAUGCAAGAUAGUGGCUGCUGCAACACCCACCCAUAUAAUGAAGGCUAUGUCUACUAACAACAGUGACAGUAAAGGGGGUGUUUUCACCCUCUCUUAGGCUUCUCCUCUUUCACAAGAGCCAGAGGAAAGCUGAAUCGACUUCAGUUUGUUUUUUAAAUAGUACACUAAAAGGGGCUUUUCCUGUUGCAUUAUUCCUAUGGUCUGCCAUGGACAGCGCACUUUAUUUGAAAGGGGAGGGUUGGAAACUAAACAUUAUUGUGUGUAACAGGAGGAAAAGGGUGGGUUUGCUUUUUAUUAAGUUUGGGAAGGGAACAUACAGGUUUUAAGUACAAAAAAGCUAUAUCAUGUCUGUUUUGUUUCAUAUCAACAUAAGAUAUUGUACAUUUUCUCUGGGUAUCCAUAGUACAGUUAAUUCUCAUUGUGCAAAAUAACCACUUGCUGAUAAUAUCAACACAACAUGCCUAGGGCAGUUGUUUCUUGCCAUUCUUAAUUGUCUUUCUGCAGAUAUAAAAGAGAAGCAAAGCGUAUCCUGCAGCAUUUAAUUUAGAAGUUUGAAGUGCUGGACCUUGCAGCUUGCCUCCAAAAGCAAAAAAUAUCUCUAGAGUUUUACUUUGUUUGUAUGCUAGUUUGUAGGGCCUCAAAAAAAAAAAAAAAAAGAAAGAAAGAAGAAAAAAAGAAAAAUCCCACUUAUUUGCAGAGUAGCCUUAAGAACAAGGACAAAGUCACAAAAUCCCUGACUUCAGACUGCAAGCUGUCUGUAACUGGAGUCACAUUACUAUACAUAUAUGGCCAGUGUUAUCACUUGGACAUUCCAAGAUCCAUUUGAGAGUAGUAAUUACAUGUGAUAGGCUGUCUGAUGAUCAUGUCAGCAUUAAAUACGGGAUCAUGAUCAGGACGGAGAAAACAUUUCAUAUCCUUCCAUUUCCUUUGGUACAUAAAUAAGUUAUUUAAUCAAUAGGAAUUAACUGUACUAAGUCACAUAUCUAAUUAUGCUGUUUAGACACAGCAAGCACUCCUUGAGAAAAAUAUCCAAUACACUAAAUAGGUACUUUAGUAAUUUUUAGACAUGGUAUCCAUUAAUAUGCAUUUAAACCUUUUACUGCUGUGUUAUGUUGAUAACAUAUAUAAAUACUAGAUAAUG